AGGAGAACGUUGUCACUAUUCCCUCGGUUAGGAGCGUACGAGGCGUCGGGCGUUGGAAGCUUCCCCCUAGGAGAGGCAUCCCUAAAAACAUAUACAUUUUCCGGGUCCUCGUAUGGAGAUAGAUUUUAUCAAACACUUCUUGUUUCAUGCCCAGUCUGACCCUCGAGCUAUCUGACAGGAUUACCCCAUGGUGUACUCUGCUCGUACCCUGGUUCUUUCAUUAGCCGCCGAUCGUCAGUGGAGCCUCUUGUCUCCCUCAUCCCGCCAAGUGACGACCACCUCACUACUUCAUCCUUCCCAACGCAACCCUCCUUGCCCUCUCCAUCCGGUGUUCCAUGUGACGGCUGAUUUCCCUUUUGUAUCGAUUCCUCAAUCUCAACCUCCUCGGCGAGGGCCAGUCCCAUUUCUCUUGUACCCAAAAUUCAAAAUUGCACGAUCUCGCUUGCCCGGUUCUGCCAGUGGCAUCUGAACUAGUGCUCGAGCUUGUACAGUUUUUUGCCUUCUUCACCCGUUUCACACCUGUUCUUUAGCGUCCUCUCUACCCCGUCCCCUCCGAACUUGGGUGUCGACUGGCCAAAUGUCCAAGCCGCCCUUUACGGUCCGAGCGGUCUUUGAGUAUGCGUCGGGCCACGAUGACGACCUCAGCUUCCCAAUCGGUCAAAUCUUAACCGUCACCGCCGUGGAGGAUGACGACUGGUACUACGGUGAAUACACAGACGGCUCCGGAGCCAAACAAGAGGGCAUCUUCCCCAAAAACUUCGUCGAGCGAUAUGAGCCUCCUGCGCCUCCCCGUCCAAGUCGUCCCAGCAGACCAAAGAAAGAAGCCGAGCCCGCCCCCGUGGAAUCCCCCGUCGCUGUGACCGAGAGCAAGCCGCAGGCGGAGCCUGAGGUUGCGGAGCAACCCGCCGUGGAGGAACAGGAACCAGUUUCCAAGCAGCCUCCUCCCCCUCAGUCCCCGUCAGCGGUCUCGAGUCCGGUCGCCGAAACUCCCUCCUCGCCCAAGCAGCCCACUCACGCAGCUAAACCCGCACCCGCUCCUGUUCCUGCCGCGGCCCCCGCUCCUCCCCCCGUGGCCAAGUCCUCAAAGCCCCCGCCCCCGGCCGUCGCAGAGAAGCCCUCGGGUUCGUCAUUCAAGGAUCGCAUCGCCGCCUUUAAUCAAUCUGCUGCGGUGCCAAUUGCUCCUUUCAAGCCCGGCGGGCCUCAUCAGUCGACUGCGUUCGUGAAGAAACAAUUCGUUGCCCCACCCCCCAGCAAGGAUUCUUUCGUGGCCCCGCCGAGAGAACCAGCUCCUAAGGUCUAUAGGAGAGAAGAGGAUCCCGAUGUGAAGGAGCAACUAGCUCGGGAGCCUCCAGUCUCGGAGACCCGUCCGCCUCCGCCUGCUCCAGUCCCUGUGCAAGAAUCUGAGGAGGGUGCCGAAGACCAGCCGAAGCCGACCAGCCUCAAGGACCGCAUUGCUCUUCUGCAGAAGCAACAAUUGGAACAGGCUCAGCGCCAUGCAGAGGCCGCCCAGAAGAAGGAGAAGCCUAAGCCUCCCAAGAAACCGGUUGAUCAACCCUUGGAACCUGUGGAAGCCGAGGAGGAGCUCGAGACCUCCCCUGUUGAAGCUGUUGGAACAACCCGGGAUCCUAGUGUCGACACAUUGCGCGCCAAGGCACCUCCAGUACAGCCUGCUCCUUUCUCUCCCUCGGAGGAAAUAGCCAGCGAGUCGAACGAUGCUGAUUACUCUGCUGCUGCAGACUCUGAGGAUGCAGGAGAGACGUCCACGAGCAAGGAUGAGGACGAGGAGCGUCCUCGUCAGCAAUCUGUUCACACCAUCGAGCAAAAGGGCGAGGAGGCCGACGUUGAGAACGAGGAGGAGGAGGAACUGGAGGAAGAGGAACUGGACCCUGAAACCAAGCGCAGGAUGGAACUUCGUGCUCGCAUGGCUAAGAUGAGCGGUGGCAUGGGUAUGAUGGGACUGUUUGGGCCUCCCGGUGGUCUGCCAGGCAUGGUUCCUCCUACAGGCGCUCGCAAGCCUAAGACGCCUGGCGAAUCUGAGAAGAAGCUUGCUGAGCCCGAGCCUACGUCGCCUCGUCAUGCUCCCCCCGUGCCUUUGCCUGGAAUGAAUAUCAGCGCGAAGCCUCCAGUCGAUGUGGAGAAGGAGGAAGAUGAGCCUCUAGCAACCCCAAUCUCUGAACAGCAUCCCCCACGAGAGGUCCCAGAUGUGGAAGAAGUCGUUCAUGAAGGCGCCCCGCCUCGUCGUUCUACUGAUCGACCCCCUCCCGUCCCGCCUACUGAGCGCUCUGCUGCAGCUCCACCAGUCCCAGAGUCGCGGGCUGUUCCACCUCGCCCAGCGCCAGUGGAAGAACCAGCGUCGCCCCCUCCAGUUCCAGGAGGUCGACCUGCGCCUCCUCCGCCUCGGCCUUCAACUGGUGAUGAAUCUGAUGAUGAGCUAUCUGUGCAUACAAAAAGUUUAUCUUUAGAUGAUUCUGCUCAGUCUCCUACUGUGCCUGCGCCGGCCAUCCCUGACCGCUUGGAUGCUCGCCGCUCCUCGACAUAUGACUUAACACUCCCGUUGGGUCCGACCUCGAUUGCCGAAAAGCGAGCGAGCCGCCCACCACCUCCCAUCCCGACCAACCCGCCCAUGCCUCCAGCACAGGGUCGUGCGCCGCCCCCGCCACCCCCAGGCCAACUUCGUCGGCGGUCCACAGCUGAUAGCCGUGGGAGUGCUCCCCGACAGGCUGGCGAAGACGUUGAAGGAGAGGUCACGGAAUAUGACGGAGAUUACGACACUGAUAUUGCGUCUGGAGUCAAGCACAAAGAUGCACUAAGGGCUCAUGAGCGAGAUUCGAGCUUCGAUGAGGGAACAAUCACCGACGACCAUUCCAUUCAGUCACCUCGAAGCCCUCAGGAAGCUCGCCUGCCUCCGCCGCUCCCCCCAACCGCUGCCCCUCGGGGAGUUCCACCCCCGCCACCAAGCCAACCGCCGCGAAAUGCUCGUGCUUCCAUAGAUACGCCAAGAGGACCUCCUCCAAUGCCGCCCACUAGAGAAGUUCCUCGUGGCGGUGCUGAGGAUGACGAGGAAUACGAUCCUUUCAACUAUUCUGCUCCUCAACACGGGCUACCUUCUCCUUCUCUGCCUCCUCCCAGUGGACGCCCAGAAGCCCCACCCCCUCCUCCUCCGCAGCCCGUGAAUGAUGAUUAUGAUGACAUGUAUGAGGCAUCUCCAGUCCAAAGUCCAUUAAACGAGCAGCCUCCUUCGUUCCACGAAAAGCGACCUUCUCUGGCCCCACCGCCUCCUCCUCAGAGCCAGGCUCCAGCCAUGCCUUCACCUUCCGCCGCCCGAAGCGGGCGAGCAUCUAUGGAUCUGAUGCGUGCUCAGCGGCGAUCAAUGGAUGUAUCACGUCCCUCAAUUGAUCAAGGCUUCAUUGCCGCUGACGUUGAUCUUGGGGAGACUUCCCUGUGGUGGACUCAGCCCAACACACCUCCUCCAGUUUUCCGGAACCGCAAGGAUAUCCUCUUCGAGGUUGAGGAGUCUCCGUCCACGAAACGGGGUGGCAAGAAUACCGUGUCCAAGGACGUUUAUGUCCUUUUCAUUGACUAUUCACACACUGUGGUGACUGUCCACUUUGAUGCAAAGAACCCGGUGGAUGCCACCCUGGAGCAGCGUCAUGAGCCUCCACCUCUCCAGCCCCGGCAGGAUCAACUGGAGCAAGCACACCUUCAGCAUGGAACCCGGAUUUCAGAAUCCGUUAACGCGAUUCAAAACUCUACCGUGGGAGAUGGUACUCCUUUCGCAUUGAUUCAGCACCUUCUAGACCCUCUGUCCGAUGCGCUUCUCCCUGUAGGAACCCGUGCCUACGGUGCUUUGGUCUACUCGAACUUGGCCAACGCUUCCGUUACGCAGAACGAUGAGAUCCGCGCUGGUGACAUUGUCAGCUUCCGAAAUGCUCGGUUCCAGGGUCACCGUGGUACUAUGCACCAGAAGUACAGUGCCGAGGUGGGCAAACCUGACCACGUCGGCAUUGUCGUUGACUGGGAUGGUACAAAGAAGAAGAUCCGAGCCUGGGAACAGGGCCGCGAGAGCAAGAAGGUCAAGAUGGAGAGCUUCAAGCUGAACGAUCUCCGUAGUGGCGAGUGCAAGGUCUGGCGCGUCAUGCCCCGCAGUUGGGUUGGCUGGGAGUCUGCCAAAUAAGCUGAAUGGGCUCGAUACCUCCCCUGUCUCGAAUCAUUCAUGUCGGUGCGAUGCUCUUUCCGCUCUAGAACGGGCCAGCGCCAUGUAUGAGUUACGGCCGGAUUCGUUCAUUCACCCUUCCUAUAUUUUCCCCCCUCCCCAUUCCCAUACUUGAUCUCGUUUCAUGUCCUUUUUAUUUGCGUUCAAAACCUUCCUGCCUGUGUGGUAAUGAGGAUAGCCGCAAUGGUUAUUUUUUUGUUGGAGAAUUGAGCGAGCGUGCACACCCGUUUUCUUUACGUCCCCCUCUUGCCCUGUCCUCUGGUAAAUUUUGCAUGACCAAUGUUUUCCGCUCUGCUAUAGUCUUCAUGUUCUCCAUUGCCCUGUAUCUAUUUGCAAUGUAUUCAUUUUGAUUCGAUUCAGACCAGUGUAAGGAUUGAACCAGCGCUCCAUUCUCGGUAUUUGACCUUGACAAGAUGAGGUGUAUUGGAUGGAGACUUGAUAUUAUAGAAAAUUGAACAUUCUUCUUUUGAGCAUUCAAAG
Molecule: messenger RNA, 4693 nt
Organism: Penicillium brasilianum
Lineage: Eukaryota; Fungi; Ascomycota; Eurotiomycetes; Eurotiales; Aspergillaceae
Source: the annotation of a GenBank genome assembly